UUUCUUGACAGGAAACACCUAUGGGCUGUUCAUAGCUUGCAAUCACCGGAUUCUUUCAUGUUUGAAACUAUAAAAAAUCCCAUGUUCAAGAAGAUUGAAAGAGAACUCAGGCGGGUUACCAAAGGGAAACGCAGUUCUCCUCCGCCGCGCCUUCCACCACCACCACCAACUUCUCCUCCUCCUCCUCCUCCUCCUCCACCUCCACCACCACCAGAGCCCCCCCAGUCACCGCCGCCAGAGCCUUCUCAAAAUCCAUCAGAACCCACUCCAUUCCUAUUUCCUUCAACUCACUCCACAGUCCUCCCUGAUCCUUCACUUUUCUUUUCCCCUGAACUCCUCUCAGCUCCUCUCCCUACAAACAGUUUCUUCCAGAACUUUACACUCAAUAAUGGUGACCAACCUGAGUUCAUCCAUCCUUAUUUGAUCAAAUCCUCUUUGUCCUCCGUUUCUGUUUCCUACCCAUCAAUCUCCUCCAACUCUGCUUCAAUAUGCCAAGUUUUCACGCCUGAUCUCACCAUCUCUCCCUCUGAUAAAAUAGACCCACUUCCCCAGAAAUCUCAUGUAAUCUCCUCAUUCAAUGAUUUGAAUGUCACUUUGGAUAUUCCUUCCUCCAACCUCCGUUUCUAUCUCGUCCGGGGAAGCCCCUUUCUGACUUUCACAGUUUCCAAAGGGGUCGCCUUUUCAAUCUCCACCAUUCAUGAAGUCAUCUCCUUUUCCUUUAACAAUGCACUCACCAAAUACACAAUAAAAUUGAAAAACAAUCAGACAUGGAUUAUUUACUCCUCGCUUCCCAUCAAUUUGACGCAUAGUCUUUCUGUGAUUACUUCUGGGGGAUAUGCAGGAAUCAUUAGAAUUGCAGCAUUGCCAAAUAAUGACCCGGAAUGUGAACCGAUACUUGACCGGUUUAGUUCGUGUUACCCCGUGUCAGGCGAGGUACGAUUUACAAAGCCAUUUUGUUUGGAAUACAAAUGGGAGACGAAAGGGUGGGGGGAUUUGCUCAUGCUUGCACACCCUCUGCAUCUUCGUCUCCUAGCAGGUACUGAUAAAGAUGUAGUCAUUUUAGAUAAGUUCAAGUAUAGAAGUAUAGAUGGUGAGCUGGUUGGUGUGGUGGGAAGUUCAUGGGCUUUGAAACCAGAACCUAUUUUAGUAAGCUGGCAUUCAAUGAAGGGUGUAGAGGAAGAAUCCUUUACUGAUAUCAUUUCUGCACUUGAUAAAGAUAUUGAGUCUCUAAAUUCAACAACUAUGACAACAAAAUCUCCUUAUUCAUAUGGGAAAUUGAUAGCAAGAGCAGCAAGGUUGGCAGUGAUUGCUGAAGAAGUGAGAUAUCUUCAAGUACUUCCAGACAUAAGAAAGUUUCUAAUGGGCGCAAUUGAGCCUUGGUUAAAUGGGACACUGGAGGGGAAUGGCUUUGUAUAUGAUGAAAAGUGGGGUGGAAUUAUCAGCAAAGAAGGGUCCUUUCAUUCUGGUGCAGACUUCGGAUUUGGAAUAUAUAACAAUCACCACCAUACUCUGGGCUACUUUUUCUAUGCCAUUGCUGUGCUAGUGAAAAUCGACCCCGCUUGGGGGAGAAAGUACAGCCCUCAAGUUUAUGCUCUUAUGGCAGACAUCAUGAACUUGAGCAGGCGAUCCAAUUCAAAGUUCCCAAGGCUGAGAUGUUUUGAUGCGUAUAAAUUGCACUCUUGGGGUACAGGAUUGGCUGAGUUCAUGGAUGGCCGGAGUCAAGAGAGCAUCAGUGAAGCAGUAAAUGCUUACUAUUCUGCAGCGUUGGUGGGGCUAGCCUAUGGAGACGCCGACCUUGUAUCCAUUGGCGCUACGCUAGCAGCGCUGGAGAUUAAAGCAGGCCAAAUGUGGUGGCAAGUAAGGGAAGGACAAGCUUUGUACGAGGAAGAAUUUGUCAAGGAAAACAGGUUGGUCGGAGUGUUGUGGUCUAACAAGAGAGACAGUGGCUUAUGGUUUGGUCCUGGUGAAUGGAAAGAGUGCAGGCUUGGAAUCCAGGUGCUGCCCAUGUUGCCCAUCACUGAGCUGCUGCUAUCAGAUGUUGGGUUUGUGAGAGAGGCUGUGAACUGGGCGUUGCCUUCUCUGGGAAGAGAAGGAGUUGGGGAAGGAUGGAAAGGCUUUGUUUAUGGCAUGGAAAGCGUUUAUGAUAAAGCUGGUGCCUUGCAGAAGAUUAGGAACUUGGAAGCUUUUGAUGAUGGAAACUCACUUACCAACCUGUUAUGGUGGGUUCAUAGUAGAGUCAAAGAAGGAGAAGCUAAUAUCAGCUGCACCAAAGUGCAGCUACUUUAGCACCAAAUUUCUCUUAUUCAGAUCAAUGUCAACUUGUAUACAUAAACAAAUAAAAAAAUCAAGCUCCGACUGAUUUGACUUGUUACGUAUC
Messenger RNA from Cucurbita moschata (crookneck pumpkin), 2377 nucleotides. RefSeq names its product endo-1,3(4)-beta-glucanase 2-like. Lineage: Eukaryota; Viridiplantae; Streptophyta; Magnoliopsida; Cucurbitales; Cucurbitaceae. The coding region runs from base 58 to 2286 and encodes 742 amino acids. The record is from RefSeq and is a predicted model, not a curated record. The transcript is spliced from 2 exons. Gene Ontology annotation, molecular function: endo-1,3(4)-beta-glucanase activity.